Messenger RNA from Guyanagaster necrorhizus, 2140 nucleotides. RefSeq lists its product as uncharacterized. The record is from RefSeq and is a predicted model, not a curated record. The transcript has 18 exons. Bases 40 to 2022 code for a protein of 660 amino acids. NCBI's taxonomy places the organism in Eukaryota, Fungi, Basidiomycota, Agaricomycetes, Agaricales, Physalacriaceae.
AUUUUGCAUUUGUCGCCUCUACCAUCUCCAGCAUCUCCAAUGGCCUCUGAAGACGACGACAUUGCUCGGUUUGAUAAUAUUUGCGAUAUUCGAGAGACACGAGAAAAAGCCAGAGAAAUAUAUCGUCUAGUAAAAUCCAGCCCAAAUGUUUCCAGCCUCGGCACAGUUGCGUUGGCGGCCAUUUGCGCGUAUGUCGCGUCAUCGAGACUUGGAAAUGGCGAUGUGCGGCGCAAUUUAGCCCUCACUGUAUCAUCUCUUGCUACUAUGGCAGAUUUCGAAACGGGUGUUUCUACAGUAGAAUAUGCCCUUAGUGCUGGCAAUCAGAGGAGGAAGAGUCGUUCUAGUACCCACGGGUUCUAUGACAGACUCAUAGAAGAACACAGGCUCACUGCUGUGUCAGAUUUGGUUAAGCGCUCUAUGCGCAAGGCCGAAGAUUUUCUGGUGAUGCAGGCCGUCUUCGACAUCGACAACCGGGAGAUUAAAUACGCAAUAUUUUACUGGAUUCAUGCAAUCUUAAUGCCGAACGUUCGACUUGAUCAUGAAGCCUUUUUAGAGGAGACAGGCAACACAGGACAAUUCGAUCGCAUCGUCGAGCUACUCACCAGCAGCGCCGCUCAUUUAAAGGGGCAGAUAACUGCGGAACGCAGGGAGCACGUUUUGGCACUGCCAGGUCGAUAUCCCACGCCUUCGAAAACUCCAACUCACGCCCAAAGAGCAACGAAGUCCGAAAAGAUUCUAACCCCUUUUGAUUCCAACAACACUAUGACGCUUACUCGACCACUGACCCUCAAAAUACCACUGCUGGGCUCCGAUAGCAGUUCCACUAGUUCUCCGUGUCGGUCUCCCAUUACGCGUCCAUCUGAAGCACCGCCAGACGGUGGCACCCUAUCUUCGUCUGAGAAUCAUCAGGAAGAUGCCGUCUUUGAACAGUCUCGUGAGAAAACGAAAUCGAGGGAAAGCGUUGACGCUCAAGAAGACCUGCUCCCGACUAUAAAAACUCUGCGAGAGAAGUUGGCUGAGAGCCACAAACUUCUCGAUGCUCAGCAGUCAAUAGCAGAUGAGAAACUCGAAGAGUUGGGGCGUAACUUGGAUGAGAAAGAAGCUGCACUUUCCGCGGCAAACGCUGCAGCCGCGAGCUUACAGGUUGAAUUGUCCUCCCUAAAAAAGGAUCUGAAGAAUAAAGAGUCGGAGCUUGCAGUUGCCACUAUGACAAUAACUACCUUACAGACCGAAAUGCAGCCACAUUCACGUGAAUCUCAGCAGAAGCAUAUAAUGUUACGGGACAAACUCGAACAUGCUCAACACCAAAAGGAGACACGCCAGGAGCGUCUCGAAAACCAGGUUUCGAAAACUGCAGCUCAACCGUCGGGAGAAACGUCAGGUGUUAAAAUAACGAGCGAUCAGCAGAUCGAAACGGACAUAACAUCGCAACAUUCACAAGACCACCCUAUAGCAUUAGGAAGGGUCCAAGAAGAAGCGGGGCCUAGAAGUCGUCAAAGAUAUGAAAGUGUUGGAGAGGACCUUGAAGACCUAGAAUCCUGGCGUAUGAAUUCGCACGAAGACACGCUCAGAGAUGAGAUCCAAAGGCUGCGAGAGGAUAACGAUAUAAUAACGACUCGCUACAAACGCAAAAUUGAUGCACUGAAGCGCCAAAUCGCUUCGGAGCGCAAAGCGAGACAGCAGCAGGAUAUCUUGGAGUAUCUCAGUAUAUCUGCUCAGAGUGCGCAUUUGUCCGAAGCUAUUGAGGACUAUGAGCCACGUUCUGAAACGUCCAGGCGCAUUCUGGUGGCCGUAAGAUCACAUCUGAAGGCACUAGAUACCAUUGGAGAGAGGCGUCGAAAGAUACCUCUGAAAUAUGACAAACUAGUAGAGGUGAUGACGAAUCGGUACGGAAUCAAGGAGGAAGAACUGGAUGAGGUAGAUGAAUUCAUUCUAUGGGGGCCUAAUGAAGAUGAAGAACUGGACGAAUCUGCUGGAGUGGAGCCGAGACAUAAGAAGCGAAAGGUCGCAUCGAUUUCAUAGGUGUUUUGCCUUCUGUGUCUGCUCUCUGUGAAUUGGGAUAUGGUGGAACAAAAAUGUUAUGGACAUGUCAUGUACAAUAAUUCUGGAUGUCAUCUGAACAUGCGUAAUGGCAGCUUCG